AAUAUGAUAUAUUUGAGAUUAAAAGAUACAUACAAUGGUAGUUGUAUUCAUUCUCAGCUUCAAUAGAGUUAUAUAAUUCACCAGCUAGGUCCUUCUCAAAUUCAUUAGCAUAAAGGGGAAGGUGGCUUAUUGUUAAGAUGUAUGUUUAUGAACUUAUUGUUAAGAUGCUAUGAGUUGCUCUACUUUAGAAACGAAUUGCAUAUAUUUAUUAACUUAUCUAAAUUCCAUGCACUCAUAUUUUACAUAAUGUGUGUUGUACUUAACAAAUUUUUAGUUAUUUUACAGUAUGCGUAAAAAACUUACGCUUUAAUUCUACGCUUAACGAUUUUUCCCUUCUAGGUAGAAUCGCGCUUUUGACUGCAUUGGUAUCACCUAGGUUGUUAAGAAAUUAUCCUCUAGUGAUACGACAUUGAUUCUACACGAGCAUAGAGGGAAUGACCAACCAUCUAUACCUCGAGUAGUGGCAAUGCUUGAUUGUUAGAUCAUCGAUGCUAUAGACCAUCGAUUAUGGCUCAAUAGACCUACACUUAAUCAUGUGAUAUUCUUACUUCUUUGUUCUUCAUUGAUUAGGUGAUGGCAUGAAGCAAAAACACGCAUUAGCUAGUCAAGUUCCUAUUGAAAUAACUAUCUUUACUUUUAUGCAUCUAUAUAACUUGAAAACCUCCUAAACAUCAUUUACUUUUAUUUUUUGAUUAAUUUUGAUGCUCAUUGUAUUUCUUAUUGAAAGAACCUCUAGAUCUUGUUAUUGUUCUCAUUGAAAGCAUGGAUGGUUUAGUAUGUAGUUAUGCAUUAGAAGACCUUAUGGAAUACCAACCUAGGGCAUCAUAUGAUUUAUCACUUGCAUGUUCAUGUCAUCAGUGGUGCAACCGCAGUCGCCUCAACCCUCUCUUGAAGGAAUUCGUAAAGAAAGUUGCGUGUUAUCGUAGAAACAUCUAGUGAGUUGUAUGAUUGUGAGUGAGGUUUGCUUGGUGACAAGAAAAUUUCAAUUGUGGGGUUAUUUAUUGACACGCGAAAAGUACUAUUUCUGACCCCCCCCCCCCCCCCCCCAUAUUACAAUCCAUUCUUCAUGGUUUUCAUAUUUUUAACAUCAUAAUAUCUUGAAUUUGCUUCGUUAUCACUCAAGUGUAUUUUAGUAGCACUAGGCUUGUUUUAUGAUAUUUGAUGCACUCUUGGUAGUGUUACGCGUGUUUUCAGGGCAUAGCAACCUAGUGGACCACUUUGGAUAGUCGAAGCGACAUCGUGAGUCGGCGACAUGGAGCCAGAAUGGGGAAAUGGAAGAGUACUAAAACGGAAACAUAAUCACAUAAAGGACACCUCGAGCGCCCUUUUUCGAAUUGAACAAAAUAUUACAAAUUAUUCAAGGAAUAUACUCUAUGUGGCCAACCUGGAAGAGACAGACGGGAAGCCAAAGACUCGUCGUUUGACUGUUCUCUCUCUACCAAAACCGUAAUAUAAAGUAUAUAAUUAGACUUUGGGGGGAGGAGUUCAGUAGUCAGUGAUAGGAGGCAUUAGAGGGUCGUUACUCCACCUACAGAGCAACCUACUUGAUUUAGAACGACAUCUAUCACUAGAGGGAAAUUGGCGCCAAGAUCGGCAACCUAGACCUCGAAACUCUCUAUUUUGGGUACCAAUUUUACAUACUUAAAGGGAUCAUCAUUUCAAUUGAUGAAUCACAUAGCUCUCGUCCCCAUGGUCGGCUAGUUCUCUUAGUUUCAUAGGUUUGCGAACACUAGAGGUUCUUGACUUUGUAUUCUUGAUUUUGCAUAAUAUGAUUGAUGUUAUUCUUAUAUCUUUUGUGUUUGAUUUCUUUAUGUAUUCUUUUGUUAGAUUGAAUAAUUGGUCUAAGUCGAGCUUGCAUCCCUUUGUGGUGAAAGUAUCUAAACCCUAGUCACAUAGAAUGAGACCGGACACGACAGUUCUAUAUGAUCAAUGAGAUUGACACCUCAAAGGAGACAUCCGUAGGGUCCUUGUUGCCUGCCAGAUCACGACAAGAAGUCUCGGCACAAGGUAAGAUACGUUGACAUAAAAGAUCUAGCAACACAUACGUUGCCAAGAUCGAGGUAAGAGCCAAGGAUCUCUAGUGAGAGUUUUGCAUGUGCAACACCUCUCUCUUCUGCUACCUAAACUCACUAAUAGCUAUAUAUUUCCUUUCCCGCAUCGCACUUUACUUUAGAUUUGUAAAACCGAGGGGACUUCAACUCCGGAGGAACCUCAACCUCCACGUCAUUUUAAAACCACCAUAGAACUCGUCGCUCACCACCUAAGUAAGUUGUUGUGAGAGAACCUAGGAAAAUAUUAUUUUGGCCUUAGAGUCAGGUAAAUUUGGACCUCUCCUACAAGCAUAUAAGUCGGUUUGUCAAGUGGUAUGAUUCGAUCGUUGGUACAACCGAUUUAUGCCAAUUCAUGCCGGUUUUGGCAAAACAUGUAAGAAAGUAGGGCUAUUAGUAAGUCGAUUAUCAGUUAAUCAAUAAGUAAUUUAUGUUUACCAUUAAUCACAUUGUUUAUAUUAGUCGGUUAAUCAUGGUCGUAUAGUCGAUUAACCGUGACCGUAUAAUCAGUUAACCAGAUAACCGUUAAGUAAGUGAUUCGACAAUGUUAGACCAAAAUAACCGAUCAGUAACCUAACCAAUAGAGGACCUCCUCCUUUUUUUCCAACUGCACAUUUUUGUUAUGUUUUUUCCCUGCAUCUAUUUGUUUUUAUUUCAUUUUUUAUCAUUAAAUAAAAUACAAUUUAACAUAGAUAUCACAACAUAAUCUACUCAAUCCAACAUAAGUAUACCAUGACACCAUUCUACCAUCAAAUUUGAUUAAAGAAGCAGACAAGAUAAAUAGACUCAACAACAAUUAUCCAACUCAUAAACCUCAUCAAAUUACAUGGAAGCUUAUAAGUUAAUUAUUGUUGUCAAGCUACUAUGCACAAGUCUAUCUUCCAUUGUGGUCUUUCAAAGGCCCUUCUUUGAACUUAUUAUCAUUCGAACAUAAUCCACUAACGGUAAGGAUGAUGGUGAUCGGUUAGUCAAUUAACCGUUUAACAACCGAUUAAUAAUUAGCUAAAUUUGUCUCUCAGGAAUCGACCAUUUAUUAUUUAAUAGGUUAUCUUGUAACCAUUACUACUGAUUACCGGCUCGCUCAUCUGUUACACCGUUAACAUGAUAAUCGUUUAACAGCCAUAUAGAAAAAAUGAAAAUCUCUCUAAAAUCUACAUCAUUAUUUAAAUAAAAUACAACAUUUUAUACUAAACAAAAAACCCUUAUAUUUAAAUACAACAUUUGAUAAGUAUUUAACAGUUAUUUUUUCCGAUAGAAUACCUUGGGUACCACUUAAGUUUAAGAAUUGGGGCAGAGAUACCACUUAAAUUUGAAUAGGGCGUCAGGUACUAUUAAAGUUGCCAAAAGGUGAAUCCGUCUAGUUUUUCAUCCAACCCAAAUCUUUAAUUACCUUUUGGUACGCAAAACUGUUUAAAACAUCCAAAACUAUAUUUUAACAAGUUUUAUCUAAUAUAAAAAUAGAAAACCUUCUAAACACAGUAUUACUCGAAUGACUAAUGAAAUUUUUUAAUAUAAUAGAUAAGUUAUUAAAAAUAAUAAACGAAUAUCAAGAAGGAAUAAUAUAUAUAAUAGAAGAUAAUAAUUAAUAUAUAAAAAUCAAUAUUAGAAGAUCUAUUUAAACCCCUAAUACAAUUAGAAGCACCACUAAAAAUAGUUAAAGUAGAACCUAAUCGAUCAUCAAUACAUCAAGACCAAAGAAGAUCUAUGUAAACUAUAAAAGCUACAACAUUAAGUAAUAAAUUUAGAAAAGAAAAUAUGACUAUAGGAAGAUAAUUCCAAUUAGUAAAUUUAACUAGUAUAAACAUCUACAUAGCAUAUGUUUGGCCCGGCUUUUAGAAGUGCUUUUUGACUUCAAAUGCCGAAGCAGAGCCAAACACCUCUAAAAGCUCGGUUUGAAAAGCCGGAAAACGCUUUUGUAUAACAUAAAAGCAGAAGCUCCGAUUUGGAGCUUCUGCAAAAAGCUGUUUUGAAAAUACAAGAUUAUCCUUACCAUAUUUUAAUUUUAUUUCAUAAAAUAUAAUUUUUCUUCAUUUAUAUCAUUUUAAAAAUAAAAUAUAUUAUAAAAUUAUAUUAUUUAAUAUAAAAUAAAUCUAACAAGAUCCAUUUUUACUACUUUUAUUGUUUAAAAUAUUUAUUCAUAUUUUAUAUUAUAAGUCUUUUAUAGUCAUUUUACACAAUCGCUCAUAUUAAAAAGCACUUCUACUAGUUUUACAUCCAAACACUAAAUUGCUUUUUUUGAAAAGUAAAAAUAUUAGAGAAUUACAAGUAGAUUUAAUAUAGAAAAGUAGAUAAGAUGAGCAUGUAAGAAAACUAAAUAUAACAUCUUCAAAUUAUUUAUAUCGAGACAAAAUUCAUAGUAUAUAUUUGCUUAAGAGAAUAAUUCAAUUUUUAGAACACAUAAUGAUGAUUGAAAAUAUAUAUAAUGAUAAUUGAUUCUAAAUUUUUUUAUUCAAAAAUUGAUUUGGUAUAAAAUAGAUUCUUCAAAAUAAAAAAUAAAAAAUGAUAUUUUUCAUAAGUCCAAAUUUUUUUCUUUCAAUAACAGUUAGGAGAAGGACCAAUUUUGAAAUUUAAAAAACGAAAUAUUUUAAAAAUACUCACUUGAUAGUAAACUUAAGUGGUACCGAGCACACAUAUGAUAGAGUUUAGUGACACGCAAUACCCUAUUCUUACUUAAGUGGUAAAACUCUUUCAAUUCUCAUAUUUAGUAGUAUUUUACCCUAUUUCCUCCUAUUUCCCCCCUCUUUUUCAGCCCUCCAUCCUCAUUUUAUUUCAUCUCCCUAACCCUAAUUCUUAUUCUUAUCUCAAUCUAUCUAUCUAUCCUAGGUUUUUGUUUAUUUUUGUAUUAUAUUUUGGGAAGGGGGUUUGUGUUCGUCGGUACUAAUAUAUUUUUUGGUGGGUAAUCAAUGAAUCACGAAAACUGAAAAGCCUCUUCCACUUUCUGUAUCUGUUGGUUUGCGUCUCCCUCUCUCUCUCUUCUCGUUUCAUUUUCUCUCUCAAUCAGUCACUCCCUCUCAACGAAAAUUAUUCUUCUAUUCAAUUAAUAAUUAUUUGUUUAAUUCAAUAAAAUAAAACCCCCAAGAUGGAGAAAAAGUUUCUGUAUUUGCCUGCUGCUGCCUAUUGAUUCCCAGUUCCAGUUUUAGUAUCAUUUUGUCAUAUCAAUCUCCUCCUCCACCCAAGACAAAAAAAACUACAGCCUUCUUCCCUUCCCUUAAUCCCUUCUCCUUUCCCCCAAAACCUUCUUCUUCUUCUUCCCAUCUCUAUUUUCAGUGGAGCAGAAAUGUGGGACUUGAACGACUCCCCCGUUCAGAGAAGAACCGCGGCGGUGCCGGAAGAUGUAUCGGAAGAAGGGUGCUCCAGUAAUUCCCAAACCGACAAGGGGAAAAGGGUCGGAUCCGUGUCGAAUUCCAGCUCCUCCGCCGCCCAGCCCAUGGAAGACGGAUCGGAAGAAGAACCCAUGGUGGGCGGAGGGAGAAUGAUGUCGUCGUCGAGGAGCAUGAGCAGCAGGAUAUUCGGGUUCUCCAUGGCGGCGGCGGAGGAAGAAGAAGAAGAAGAGGAAGAGGAUUUGGAGAUGAUUAUGAGCAGCAGCGAGGGCCUCCCUGGGCCAGUGACCCGGCAGUUUUUCCCGAUGGAGGGUACGGAAAUUGUGGGCCCAUCUUCUACCUUGGUCGGCGAAGGAGGAGGAGGAGGUAGCAUCGGCGCCGCCGCGAGAGGGUUUCCCCGGGCUCACUGGGUAGGAGUGAAGUUCUGCCCAUCGGAAUCGGAAUCGGCGGUGGUGGCGGGGGCGCAGCCGAUGAAGAAGAGCCGGCGGGGCCCGCGGUCGAGGAGCUCGCAGUACCGAGGAGUCACCUUCUACCGGCGAACCGGCCGCUGGGAAUCCCACAUUUGGGAUUGCGGGAAGCAAGUCUACCUGGGGGGAUUUGACACAGCACAUGCAGCUGCUCGUGCAUAUGAUAGAGCGGCGAUCAAGUUCAGAGGUGUGGAGGCUGAUAUUAACUUCACCAUUCAAGAUUAUCAAGACGACCUCAAACAGAUGAGCAAGUUGACGAAGGAGGAGUUUGUGCAUGUACUAAGGCGACAGAGCACCGGUUUCCCAAGGGGGAGUUCCAAAUAUAGAGGCGUCACUUUGCACAAGUGUGGCCGCUGGGAAGCUCGUAUGGGCCAAUUCCUCGGCAAAAAGUAUGUUUACUUGGGUUUGUUUGAUACUGAAAUUGAAGCUGCCAGGGCUUAUGAUAAAGCAGCAAUUAAGUGCAAUGGCAAGGAUGCGGUGACAAACUUUGAUCCAAGCAUUUAUGAUGAUGAUGAUGAACUCAACGCAACUUCCUCCACCACCACCAAUAAUAACAACAGCAACAGCAACUCCCCUUCAGCUGGCAGUAUGGGCGCUGCUACCGAUCACAAUCUCGAUCUGAGUCUGGGUAGUAAUUCCUGUCAAGAAUCCAACAAUCUCGAUCACCAGACGAGGCCUCGCCAUGGUCCUGCUUCUUCUGCCGGAAUGGAUGCCAUUGCUGCGUUCGAUCCCAGCUGCUGGCGGAAUCGCGGAUUAAGGCCUCAUCAGAACAAUGAGGAGCAGCAGAGAAGCAACGAGAUGGAAGCAAUGCAGCUGCUUAGUCAAACCCACAUCCGCUCUCCUGGAUCUCUUCAUCAUUACCCUAACCACCUCCUCCCGCCUCCCCAUCAUUUCCAGUUUGCAAACAGCAGUAACACAGGAGCAGGAGGCGGAGGCAGAAUUGGGAGUGAUCUCUCGUUAUCUCCAAGUGAUAAUAAUCAUCAUAAUUAUAACUACGAUCAGCAGCAGCAGCAAUGGCAAUUAUCAGGAGGAGGAGGAGGAGCUACAAGAGCGCCGCCUCCCCAACCACCAGCGCCGCCGCCACAUCAGCAGCAGAUGUAUGGAAGUGCCGCCGCCGCAGCAGCAUCAUCAGGAUUCCCCAAGCCGCCGUCUCCAUCCCCCAACUGGCUGCACAAAAAUGGGUUCCAUUACUCCCUCUUGAGACCCUCGUAGUUAAUUAACUCCGCCAUUUUUAUGCGAUUAACUUAGUUGUCAAUUUUAUUAGUAGAAGUACUACUGCCACUGCCUGAAGCUUGUAAUUAGUUAAUUUAAUUAAAUAGGGUGGGUAAACGAAGGCAGAAGGGUCGAGGGUGCAUUUUUAUGGUAAAAAGGUAAAUCCCAAUUCAGGGUUUCUGACUCAAAACUGUUGGCUGCUGUUACUAUUUGCUUUGGCGCCCUACAUAAUUCCCCAUUUAAUGCCCCUACAUAUAGUCUGUUUUUCUUUAGCCCACCUAAUCGAGUAACAAACAACCUUGCUUUGAGGUGAUCUUUCUGGCUUCCCUAAUUGAGUAAUCCCACAAGUUGCAAAUGCAAUGCAAGGCAAGAUCCCCAAAUCAGUCAAUAAGAGAGGGAUAGAGAGGAUUGGAGUUUAUAAAAAAAAAAAAAGGUAAUAUUUUGGGCAUUUCUCAAAACCUAGCUAAUAGGGGAAAGAACCCAUUAUUGUUUUUACCCUCUGAGCCACUUUGAGUUUAACUUUCUGUAGGAAGAGGGUGAAAAAAAGGAAGGAAGAAAGAGGGGAUGGGGUUGUCUUGGAAAUAUGAGCAGAUAGUGAGAUGAAUAGUCACAAUCUGGAGUGUCCUUUGAAUCAGUUCUCUUUGGAGGGCAAAAGCCAGUCAGACAUUAUGGCGAGAGGGACUUGUCAAUAUUAACCAAAAACAAAAAAAAAAAAAAAAAAGUAAAAAAUGAUAGAGAGAACCCCAAAGAAAAGAAUGGAAACAUAACAACUUCACAAGGCAUAGCAGCAGCUAGAGAAAACAAAAUUCAGAUUCGGAAGAGAACUCGUACAUUUACAGGCGCAACAGCUUUACUUUGUUUUUACUAUUGACAUGAUUGCUUGCUCUUUGGGCUCUUCUUUAGUAAAAAGAAGGAGUUGCCAUUUAUGUACAACUUCAGAGUUUGCCCCCACAAGGCUGCAGUAGAGGUGAUUUUAACCUCUGAUUUUUUACUCAUGGACACCAUAUAUAAUAAGUAUAGAUAACUCACUUUUUUGGUCAUCAAAGUCUUCAUUUACCGGCUCAAGAUGAUAUAGUGCAUAAUGAAGAUCAGGUGAUACACCUAUCAGUAAUUAAAUCUGGAUCUUUCAUUUAAAAAAUUCAGAUUUAAAGAUGGAGAAUUAAAUAUAUUUUUAUUUUUCCCUUAUUUCCUUAAUCGGCUCAUAUCUUCGUUUACGUCUGAUUUUUACUCAUGAACACCAUAUAUAAUAAGUAUAGAUGACUCACUUUUUUGGUCAUCAAAGGCUUCAUUUACCUAUGUAGGGGUAGUCCUUGAAAUGUAACAAUUUAAUAGUCCAAAUUUUCAGUCUAGUGAGACUUUUCCUCGAUUAGUCCUAGAUCUGUGCGAGUGGAAUAACUUGGCUGCUCUACAGUCGACGAUAGUGAAGAGAGAAUGACAGAAGUCGGGUCGACCUGAGCUGGAGAAAAGGAUUGGAGAAGUCGUGAGUGUGGUUGUUCCAUGGUCAAAUGUGUUGAGAAGCAGGGCAUAUGAUCGGGUCGAUUGGAGCUGGAGAAGAAUUGGAAAAAGUCGUGAAUUGUGGUUGCUUUGUUGAAAUCAACAACGAUAAAAGCGAGAUUGAGAGAGAAAGAAAAAGAACAAUCAGCAUAAUAUACCCUAUAAGUUUAA
Molecule: messenger RNA, 8712 nt
Organism: Linum trigynum
Lineage: Eukaryota; Viridiplantae; Streptophyta; Magnoliopsida; Malpighiales; Linaceae
Source: the annotation of a GenBank genome assembly